GGCCGUAACGCCGUAACGUCGCGACGUCCGGAUACGGUCUUUCUUCUCUAAAACAUUGACGCGUCUCUGAAGAAAAUUGUUAAAACACGAAAUCGGAAGAUGAGAUACCGAUUUGCCAUAAUAAAGAAUCAUCCUAGACGUCCGAGAUCGGCGUCGUUUUAUGUUGCUCCGAUUGUCAUUCGGUCACGAUCAAAAGUAUAGCGGAUUUCGCGAAGAAAAAGGACAUAUGUAAGGAACGUUGGCGGUACGUUUUCGCGGGACAAAAUCUUUGUCGAAUCAGUGCAGUUUCGAGUCGCAGUGACUAUGAUGUUAGAGUGAUCUUUGCUAUUAAUCGAGCAACAAACGUACAUUACCAUCAUGCAGAUUCCUGGAUUGCAAUUCAUGACUUUGCUAUUGUGCUCAUUGAUGAUGACAAGGAUAUCAGUGGUCUCAGGACUCUAUUUCCCGCAAUCCAAUCUCACUCUAAGAUUUCCGUACUUGGUUCGACACGGCACAAGGGUUGUACCGGAGGUCAAAUUAAUCAGCCUUAGGACCAUUCGGAAUGACUCCACUGUAUCGCAAGAUGUGAAGUAUCAGAUCAUCAGACCGCAGGAGAAUGCAAUUUACCAGAAAAACACGAGCAAGAUUCUGCUGCAGAAUCUUCCGCAAAAUGGAACCCUUGGUACUAUCAUCGUCAAAGCGAGCGAGAAAGGUAGCAGCGAAGCGCUACUCGAAAUAAAAGUACAGCCAGUACCAGUAAUGGGAGAAACUAUCAAUUGUACGGACUACAUGCAGGACAUGUGCUUCUGGAACACAUCGAACUACAAGAUUUAUGAGAAUCAACCAGUCACAAUGAUUGGCACGUUCGGCCCGGAGGCGUACAGCCAUGUGUGUCCCGACUUUAGCGUCACCAGAUAUGAAUUAUCAAAUGGAAGCGAUUAUUUUCACAUAGUUGAUAAUAAAUUGUUCGCGAACGCGUCGUUGGACCGAGAUAUUAUCGGUCCUCCAGGAGGGCCUGGACCUCGCGUUCAGAUCGAAGUGAGAUGCGUCGUUUGGGAAAAGAACGGAGCGCAGCACGUGCAAACGGACGUUCUUACCAUCAAUAUCCUGGAUCAAGACGACAAUCCUCCCACAGCGCAAGGCAAAACUUCCAUCGCUAUAACGCUUCCGGACUUUACCGAGGGCUAUAAAUUGAUAGACGAUAAUCACGUGAUCGUGAAAGACGCGGACGUGGUGACUAGCAAUCAGUACAGCAUUCGCCUGAUUGGCGAUAACGCUCACGCUUUGAACAUCACUUACGAUACUUUUCCGAUCGAGCAUCCUCAACAUCCGGAUCAAGCGCCUUCUACCGCCAUUAUUCCUAAAAUCUACGCCAGGAAGACAUUGCUACCGGAAUCGCCGUAUCACGUAGUCCUUCAGGUUACGGAUAAAUCGCUUCUCGAAGGAUACGGAGCAAAUUCGAUAAACAUCAGCAUAACUUUCUUGGGGCCAGUACACCGAGUUUUGAAUAUUGCGACACCAUCACCCAACACGACACGAGAAUCAUUCUCGUAUCCUACGACUGUGAAAAUAGCCCGGAUUUCGCCGAACUACAUGCGCGUGGCGAAACCAACGGCAAAACCCCAUUCCUCGGUAACUUUUAUCCUGCAUGGUUCCAGUGCAUUCAACGUCACCCAACAGGAGGGUAUCGUUUACGUGUCCAACGAAACUAAGCUACGAUCCGAGCCCGACACCAUUCAGCUGAAAUUAAAAUGGAGCGAAGAGAAUCGUGCGUCGACGACCAGGACGCUACAAGUGAAACUAGUCAACGUGCUGCCGUCGAAGACUAACACGUGCGAACAAUUGGCUCAUGAAGAAAUGCACUCAUGCGCAAAUGCGAAAUCGCGUGAGGAUUGCGAGAAGUCCUGCGGAAUCGCCAGCGGAGUCUUUAGCAAGGACAGUUUCGUCGGUCGAUGCGUUUGGAGGAACAACAAGAGAAACAAUCGAACCAAUGUUAUGACUCAAAUGACGAAAUAUUAUUCCACCUGUUCGCCGGAUCUCACGUACUGUCCGGACAACGAAUGUGACGAGCUGGAGCGCAGCAAUCCGCGUAUAUGUCCGCAAGACUGCGUCAAAUCCGACGAUACGGCGUUUUUCGCCCACAUGAACCAGAACGGCCACGGCAUAAAGAGCGGGGUAGACAUCUGCACCUGUGAUGACACUGCAAUUAAAUUGCAAUGCGUCUGCGGGCCCGGUGUUCAACAACAAGGAAACGACGUCCCAGGUGCUAAGGAAGAACGAUCUAGAAAAUCGCGGGAUCGGAAAAAUACCGAUCCUGUGUCGGGCGCGCGCAAAGCGUCCAGCGGACCAUGCGGUCCCACAUGCAUGAUGGGCGUUAUUGGAGCUAGUCUGUUUGUUCUGAUCGUGAUUGUGGGCUCGUUUAUUACAUGGAGGUACAGGAUGGCGGCGAAGGGCGUACGAGGGGAACGCAAACACAGGGUGGACGAUGCGGCAAAUGGUAUUGGUAUUUUGCCGUCCGACUACAUCGAUCGUGGCGAUGGUCUCUUGAUCGGUCUGGACACCUUCACAGCGGCAAAUCGUCAUCUAUUGCUGCCCAAGACGUGUCCGCCGGAUCCGAAAUGGGAAUUUUCACGCUCACUUCUAAAGAUCGAGCAAGUGCUGGGCGAAGGUGAGUUCGGACGCGUUCUACGCGCCAAAGCCAUGAACAUCGGCGGGAUGCCUGGCCCCACGACCGUCGCUGUGAAAACGCUAAAGGAAGACGCGUGUGCUUCUGAACUGGCGGAUUUGCUGUCUGAAUACCAGCUGCUGAAAGAAGCACAGCAUCCGAACGUGAUCCGACUGCUAGGCGCCUGCACGAUGCCACCAGGCGCGCCAGUCUAUCUCAUCAUCGAAUUCGCCGAAUUCGGCUCUUUACGCAACUAUCUGAGGCGCAGCCGGCAUUUGGAGUCGGAAGGCAGAAUUCCCGGUUCGACAUCUCCGCUUUCCACUUCGCCGAUCAAUGCCAUCGAAGAAUCGCGAUGCGCCGAUAAUAAUGCGUCAAAUUGCAUAAUAACGCCUCGCGAUAUCCUUUCAUUCGCUUGGCAAAUAAGUAAAGGAAUGGCGUAUCUCGCCGAUAUUAAGUUGGUGCAUCGGGAUCUCGCGGCGAGGAAUGUUUUGCUCGCAACCGGCAAGGUCUGUAAGAUCUCGGACUUUGGUUUAACUCGCGAUGUGUACGAGGACGAUGCGUACUUGAAACGAAGUAAAGGACGAGUACCCGUAAAAUGGAUGGCGCCGGAAUCCCUGGCCGACCACGUGUACACUAGUAAAUCGGACGUUUGGAGCUUCGGGGUGCUCCUGUGGGAGUUGGUCACAUUAGGAGCUUCGCCGUAUCCCGGAGUGGACGUACAUAAUCUCUACAAUCUCCUGAAGGCCGGCUACCGUAUGGAGAAGCCGCUCAAUUGCUCGCAACAAUUAUAUAAGCUGAUGAUAUCCUGUUGGCAUCAAGAACCUGGCAUGCGACCGUCGUUCAAGGAACUGACCAGCCAUUGGGAGCGCAUGUUAGAGGAUGGUGUUGAAUAUCUCGAUCUUAAUCCAAGAACCGUUCAUAAUCAGUCCUACUUUGCAUCCCUACAGGCCUUGGAUAGCGCGAGUGGUUCUGAGAACGAUCAGGUGGACAACGGAACUGCUACUAUUUUGAAAACAAACACCGUCAACUAUCUUGGUCGAAUGUCUUCUGAAUCGGUUACUAAAUGUGACAAAGUUGAUAAACUACAGGCGCUUUGGCAUCCGUCCGUAGCGUCUUUUUCCGAGGAAGCUGUGAAGUCACCGUACGUGAACGAUCGACCAGCGAGCCUGAAUGCCAAUCACUACGAGAGCCCGAUAAAGCUGCGGAACAUCAGUAUGACCAGCAACAGCGAAAACGACUUGACAACACCUUCGAACGAACGUCCUCAGUCCUACAUCGACAUGCAGGGAAAGAAAUCGGCGGAGACAGAGGACCUCCUGGUAUUUAGCAGUAUGGAUGAUGACAAGAACGAUAAUAACGUGACGAACUGAUCGACAUAAUCUCGUAUUGAAUAACGUAUUGUGUCGAAUUUGAAAUGCAUCACAAAUGAGAAAAUUUCAAAAUCACCAGAAACACACCAGUUUUCUGAGUCUCGAUAUUUAUUAGCUUGAGACUAACAUGAGGUGAAUGAAAAAAAUUAAGAUAGCCGAACGAUGAAAUAAUUGACGAUUCUGAGUUAUGCGAGAGAGGAGAAUAUUUAUUCAACGAAGGGACGGGAGAAAAAAAUAUGUGCAAACGAUUGGAAUCCAAUGUGAUUCGCGUGGGACGAGAAAUGUCAUUUUCAAAGACGACGCGAUGCGGAGAAUGACGAUGAUACAAUAAAUAUAAAAAAGUGCUAAAUAAAAAUAAAUGAUAAAAAUUUGCUAAAAUUGCAAUUAUAGCAACGAGUAUCGUCUUCAUAAAGUUGAAGAAACUGUGAGUUGAGAAAUACCGCAGAAGGUAUUUUUGAAACGACUGAAUGAAACGCUCUAUCAAAAAUUAAGAGCAAAUUAUAUCGCGCAAAGAGCGUUUAUUAUAUUAAAUAUAAAUUAGUAACUAAUUUGUUCUACUUUUAUGUACUUAAAGUCGUACGACUAUCCGUCAAUGAUCACUGAUGAGGCUGCUUUUAUUAUUAUCAAUAAUAAUAGUUACGUAGUAUAAUCAUUCGUGCGAUGUUUUGAAAAGAUCGUCAGGUUUUUAAUUUUCAGCAUUUAAAAAUCUUUUGCAUAUUGAACUAUGCAAGUGUUGUGAGAUUCGAGAAUAGUUGCUCAUUAAGUACAUCAAGCUUUUUUUGGCGAUCAAAGAACACUACAGGGUGUCUUAAAUUAUAAAUUGUUUUUUAACUAUUACUAACAGUUUUAUAAUUUUUAAUUAUGACUUCAAUAUUAUUCAAUUUUAAGUGGACUACACUUCAAUAGAAAUUUCAUUCGAGGUAUAAUUGCGAGAGAUAUUAAUGUUAUAAGAAGUUGAAGAUGAUCUUCCAUCAUAUCUUUGUUGAUAAAUAUCUGUGGUUGUGAAGUUGUACGACGGGACACCCUAUUCAUGACGCUAAUUUAAUUGACUUAAAACUUAAUCAUCACGCUUCCUUAAAAACGAAAUAUUUUCUAUUGUCGCACUAGCUUUUGUGGCUUCGUGUGUUUAACACAAAGCAGCAAAUCGCAUGAAAUGAUACGAUCGAAAGGUAGAAUUUUUACAAGAUAUAUGUGCGAGUUCCGAUUGACACAAACCGUAUCCGUAAUGUGCUUCGACGUACCUCAACGUAAUGGAUACAAUAGACGAGAAAUCGUCCUUUUUGUAUUUAUGUAUAAAACACAACAUUCCACACGAGAGAGAUUAGCCUAGUUAUUUAUCGUUUUAUGGGUUCUACGAUGACCGCGCAUGCGGGGGCGUGCGGGGUAUGCUGGUACGCUCCAGCUAGGGCGCAAAAUUUGUAGGAGCGCAAAAUUUUAAUAGGCGCCAAUAAUUUUUUAAGUGUCUAAAAACAUGUGAAAAUUGACCGCUCGGUCUAUAUAUAACAAUUUCAAAAUAUUAAAAAAUAUUAAAACAAAAAAGAUAUUAGAAUAUUAAACUAAAAAAAAGCUAAAAGCGGGAAUUUCUGAGACAUUUUUACUGCUGCGCGCGAACGAAUUCCAGCGUAGGAGCACCUAAGACUGUCGGACCCCGCGCGCAUGAUUUCGAUUUGUACCACGUUCUCUUUUUUUUUUUCAUUGCUGACCGAUGCGUUAAACGACUACGAUAUCGAACACGCGCCUUACGAACCGGUUAACAUUGUGCCAUAUUAUUUUCUUGUAAUUAAUAUAUUACAAAAUGUAUAAAAGAUGCUUCCA
Formica exsecta is the source of this 5829-nucleotide messenger RNA. RefSeq names its product proto-oncogene tyrosine-protein kinase receptor Ret (gene Ret). The coding region runs from base 358 to 4014 and encodes 1218 amino acids. Gene Ontology annotation, biological process: protein phosphorylation; cell surface receptor protein tyrosine kinase signaling pathway; multicellular organism development. NCBI's taxonomy places the organism in Eukaryota, Metazoa, Arthropoda, Insecta, Hymenoptera, Formicidae. Gene Ontology annotation, cellular component: signaling receptor complex; axon; membrane. The record is from RefSeq and is a predicted model, not a curated record. Gene Ontology annotation, molecular function: transmembrane receptor protein tyrosine kinase activity; ATP binding; calcium ion binding. The transcript is spliced from 20 exons.